Haliotis rubra (blacklip abalone) is the source of this 780-nucleotide messenger RNA. Its product is annotated as cytochrome P450 2B5-like. Gene Ontology annotation, molecular function: heme binding; iron ion binding; oxidoreductase activity, acting on paired donors, with incorporation or reduction of molecular oxygen, reduced flavin or flavoprotein as one donor, and incorporation of one atom of oxygen. The record is from RefSeq and is a predicted model, not a curated record. Bases 1 to 780 code for a protein of 259 amino acids. The transcript is spliced from 3 exons. Gene Ontology annotation, biological process: xenobiotic metabolic process. Lineage: Eukaryota; Metazoa; Mollusca; Gastropoda; Lepetellida; Haliotidae. Gene Ontology annotation, cellular component: cytoplasm; intracellular membrane-bounded organelle.
AUGGUGGAUAUAUUCGCCUUCAGUCCUACAACCGUGUUGCUGUGUGUGGCCGUGCUAGUUUUGUUAUGGCUGUUAACGCGGCGACCCUCAGGGCUCCCUCCCGGCCCCCCUCUCCUCCGGUUUUUUGGGAAUGCCCUCUCUAUGGGUUUCGAUCCCAGGGUCACGUUUAAAAAACUCAGGCAAAAAUAUGGGGACAUCUUCAGUGUGUACCUGUUCAACAAACCACUCAUCGUCCUCAACGGCUACAGCACUCUGAAAGAAGCCAUUGUCAAGAACGCUGACGUCUUUUCUGAGAGGCCUCACACCACACUAAAUGACUUCAUUGCGAGAGGAAAAGGUGAGUUGCCAUACAUUGGAUCCCACCUGUGUUGCUUCAAACAUCUGCAGGUGUUGCUGGAACAUCUGGAGAGCUCUGGCGCGAACAAAGACGAUUCGCCCUCAACACCCUCAGGAGAGUUCGGAGCAGGCAGGAAUAUCAUGGAGGACAAAAUACACGAGGAAAUCUCACAGUUUAUCGAGGCCCUCGAGGCAGAACGAAGGCAAAGCUUUGACUGCAAACGCCUGGUGCACAACGCAGUAUCCAAUGUCAUCUGCUCCACUGUAUUCGGCAAACGGUUUGAAUUUUCUGACCCCCUUUUUAUUACAUUUUUAAAAGCCAUGGAAAAAAAUGUUGCCAAUGUUGGAGCGGCUGGAGUGUUGAAUGUGCUGCCUAUUGUGCGCUUUUUCCAGGGGGAUCUAUUCAAAUUUAAAGUGACAAUGCAGAAUGUCUGGAUAAAUUGA